Messenger RNA from Nelumbo nucifera (sacred lotus), 2763 nucleotides. RefSeq names its product putative arabinosyltransferase ARAD1. The record is from RefSeq and is a predicted model, not a curated record. NCBI's taxonomy places the organism in Eukaryota, Viridiplantae, Streptophyta, Magnoliopsida, Proteales, Nelumbonaceae. Gene Ontology annotation, molecular function: glycosyltransferase activity.
UGCUGAGAUGCAACUCCUUCGGCUCCAUUCCAAAGUCUACACGAAACGUCCUCCGGAAAAGGGUAAACCUACUUGUAGAUCUCCAUCCAUCUCAUGAACACGACAAGGAGUAAAAAUAAAAUCGAUUAAAAUAAUAGAUAAAAUCACUAGAGCGAGCAACAAAAGCAAUAGACAAAUUAAAACACUCUGACCCUUCUCUAGAGAAUGUCUUAAACAAAGAUAAUUCUUCCCAAAUCCCACUCAUUGAUUGCCUUCUCAAUGUUCAGCUUCAGCACGCGCUCGUAAGUCGUAAUCUCUCUACUCUCAAGCUCAUCAGAUUGAUUUUUGCCGUCCAGAUUAUGGUAGAGAAUCUUCUGGCUUUUUGAGAGAACCAGACAAAUAUUCAGGGGGAGAAGGUUUUCCUUAGAAAAGAAAGUUCUCCUUUUGGGGAUCGAAUUAUGUUGAGAAUAUCAAUCAAUGCCAGGAGAAGGUCUUCUUAUUGGAAGACAACCCCUUUAGGGUUCUAAAAAAAGGAAUUUGGGUUAAGCUACUUCAAUUAUAGUUAUGGCCUUCCCUUUUGUUCUUUGUGUAGUAUAUUUAUUUCUCUUUUUUGCGAAGCACAAGCUGCUAUCGUUAUUUGGUAGGAGUUGAAACACCUAUCAGUCUGUCAGCACUGUGAGAUACACAUUGAUUUUUUGCAAUGUAAUUUUGUUUUAAUUGUCUUGAAAAUUUAUUAUGCUUGUUGUUUCUGGCUUCUCAAGAUUUCUCCAUGCUUGAAAAGAGUAUGCAACCUUCAAGGUUCCUUUUGUGCAUGAUAACCGUCUCCAUGUUUGUUUUGAUCUCUUCUUAUGUCUUCCUGCUUCAAUCAAGUUUCAGUUCAUCGUUACCUGGAUCAUUUUUUGGGAUAGUCCUUAAUAAAACAUCAGUUUACUUCAAUUCCAACAGUGUUAGUAGAAGUGAUGAGCUUCCUAAUAACCUUCCUUUGUCUUUUCCAACAAAUAUUAGAAAACCCAAAUCAAGUACCCAAAAUAAUGUCUGUCAAGAUUGCAGUUCUAAUAAUGAUGAGAUGAGACUUUUGCAACAAGGAAGCAAGAAAACCUGUGACCCAAACCAAGUCAUCCUCAGGGUGUUUAUGUAUGACUUGCCUCCUCAAUUUCACUUCGGUUUGUUGGGUUGGAAUGGGAAAAUUGGUCAAAUAUGGCCAGAUUUGAGCAACCCCACUGACAUCCCAUCAUACCCUGGUGGAUUGAACGUACAACACAGUAUGGAGUAUUGGCUCACAUUGGAUCUUCUCUCAUCGAGCACCCCAGGUGUGGAAAGGCCUUGUAGUGCAGUUAGAGUGAACAAUGUCAGUCAGGCAGAUAUAAUUUUUGUGCCCUUCUUCUCAUCUUUGAGCUACAAUAGACAUUCCAAGCUACAUGGAACAGAGAAAGUUAAUAUGAACAAGAUUUUGCAGAGUAAGUUGGUGCAGUUUCUGAUGCAUCGUGAUGAGUGGAAGAGAUCUGGUGGGAAGGAUCAUCUAAUUGUAGCACACCAUCCAAAUAGCAUGUUGGAUGCUAGGAAGAAGCUUGGUUCUGCCAUGUUUGUGCUUGCAGAUUUUGGGAGAUAUUCAGCUCAGAUAGCAAACUUAGAUAAGGAUAUAAUUGCUCCAUACAAGCAUGUUGUGCGGAUUGGUGGUAACUCUGUGCCAUUUGAGGAACGCCCAACCUUGGUGUAUUUUCAAGGAGCAAUUUAUAGAAAAGAUGGAGGAGUCAUUCGUCAAAAACUCUACCAUCUUCUCAAAGAUGAGAAGGAUGUUCACUUCACAUAUGGAAGUGUUCAUGAUAAUGGGAUCGGUAAAGUGGGUCAAGGGAUGACAUCAUCCAAAUUCUGUCUGAACAUUGCUGGAGACACCCCUUCCUCAAAUCGUCUCUUUGAUGCCAUUGCAAGCCACUGUGUCCCUGUGAUCAUUAGUGACGAGAUUGAGCUCCCAUAUGAGGAUGUCUUGGACUACUCAGAAUUCUGUAUAUUUGUACGGGAAUCUGAUGCUCUAAAGAAGGGGUUCCUACUUGAUCUACUCAGGGGAAUUAAGCACCAGCAUUGGAACAAAAUGUGGGAAAAACUAAAGGAGGUUGAACAUCAUUUUGAGUAUCGGUAUCCAUCUCAGCCAGGGGAUGCUGUAGAAAUGAUUUGGAAAGCAGUUUCCUGUAAGGUACCAUCAAUUCGACUUAGGGUGCACCGUCAGAACAGAUUCCGUCCAUUUGAGCACAUUGGGAAGAUUAUAUAGGAUUACAAGAAUGUCCAUGGAAGUUUUAUAUAUUUCUCACCUGUAACCAGUGUGGAUCCUUGCCUAGAGUUUCUUUUUGGAAAGCCCUAAGGUUGAUGUCACAACUCAGCGUACAACUCCUUUAAGAUACUUUGCUCAAGAAAAUCAGGAGUACUAGUCCACGUUACAGUGUAUAAUCUGGUAGAAGCAAACUAUGUCAAAGUAUAAGCAGCAGCAGCAGCAGCAACGUUCCUUGAAUGUGGAAUUUAUUUGACAGACUGUCAUGAAGCUCCUAGAACUAUUUGAUACUCAAAAUGAUGAGCUUUAUCUGCAAUACAUCUAGAGAUCUAUUUGAUUCCUUGGUUUUUGAGAGAGAUACAUGUAAAUUGAAAGAAGAGCUUUAUCUGUUUGAUCCUUCUCUUUUCCUCUCUUUUUUGUUAUUAAAUUUGAACUCCUUGUAAUGUACUACAACAUUGUGGCUUCAAAACACUUAAUAAAGAAGCAUUUCUAGCAAAUGCGCAUUCUGCUCAUUUGCACAA